This is a messenger RNA of Thamnophis sirtalis, 963 nucleotides long. The record is from RefSeq and is a predicted model, not a curated record. NCBI's taxonomy places the organism in Eukaryota, Metazoa, Chordata, Lepidosauria, Squamata, Natricidae.
AUGAAUUCGAGUUUGACUGCCUUGUGGCUUCCCAAUGCAUCCUGGCCUUCAUCCUUGGAAACUGUCUCUGAUGUAAACAGGUUCCAAGUUUUAAGUUCCAGCCUUAAGUUCGUCUUCUACAUGUUUAUUUUUCUCCUUGGUUCCCUUGGCAAUGGAAUUGUGAUCUGGAUCACCUGCCGCCAAGUCUCACGGACUAUCAGCUGCGUCUGGUUCUUCAACCUAGCUCUGGCUGACUUUCUCUUCUCCAUGAGUCGCAUCGCACCUCUUGUUGCGGUGAAGAAAGGUUGGAUCUUUGGGAGUUUCGCCUGCAAAGCCAACGGCUUGAUCAAGUACCUCAACAUGUUCUGCAGCGAAUUCCUCUUAGCCGCAAUCAGCAUGGACCGGGCUGCUUGUAUCGCCUACCCGUUAUGGGCCAGAAGACACCGGAACAUCCGCUUGGUAUGGCUUGCAGCCGUCGUAGCUUGGAUCAUGGCCAUCAUCAUAAGCAUCCCUUUCUACCUUUACCGUAAGGUGGACACAAAGAACAACAGGACCGAAUGCAGGGUGAUGCUAAAGGGAGAAGAACCAGAAGUACAAGUGACAAUCUACAUGUUGAGGCUGAUAUGUGGGUUCUUGAUCCCCUUCACCAUCAUCGUGGUCUGCUACGGAAUCAUCAUCAUGGUGCUGAGGAGACGUCAGACCUCACUCCACUCAAAGAAGUCCUUCAAGGUCAUAUUGGCCCUGGUGGUGACCUUUUCUCUCUGUUGGUUGCCUUAUCACAUCACCCAGCUCCUUACAUUGCCAGAAGUGAAGGGCCCAACCUUCUUGUUUAUUAAACUUGCUGCGGCCUUCCUGGCCUACCUCAACAGUUGCGCAAAUCCAUUCCUUUACUUCUUCAUGGGUGUGGACCUCCACACAAAGUUGACCCUCUAUAGUAUCAUCAUGGCACUCAGGAGAACCUUGCUGGAUGAGAGCAGCUCCUAA